Messenger RNA from Diospyros lotus (date-plum), 1191 nucleotides. RefSeq names its product cytokinin riboside 5'-monophosphate phosphoribohydrolase LOG1-like. The transcript is spliced from 7 exons. Gene Ontology annotation, cellular component: cytosol; nucleus. Lineage: Eukaryota; Viridiplantae; Streptophyta; Magnoliopsida; Ericales; Ebenaceae. Gene Ontology annotation, molecular function: hydrolase activity, hydrolyzing N-glycosyl compounds. The coding region runs from base 289 to 945 and encodes 218 amino acids. Gene Ontology annotation, biological process: cytokinin biosynthetic process. The record is from RefSeq and is a predicted model, not a curated record.
ACCAAUCAAAAACAGCGCAGCGCAAGUUGAUGCUUCGUAAUUUAGCGCCUGUAAACGCCACUGUAUAUCCACCACCGUAUUUGCACAUUCCAUCCGUUCCAUCUCUCUCUCUCUCUCUCUCUAUAUAUAUAUAUAUAUAUACACAUAAACACACACAUUUAUAGUAACAUUUAGCCAGAGUUGAUAGAGAAGAAGAGGAGGCCAGAUUCUCGCUUUUUCUCAGCCAUUUGUAGUUUGUCCAAAAGCUCAGAGAUAUAUAAAAGAGACAAAAAUAAAAAGAAGGCGGCAAUGGAGAGAGAGAGCGAAGCGAAGCAAUCCAGGUUCAAGAGGAUUUGUGUUUUCUGUGGCAGUAGCCAGGGCAAGAAGAGCAGCUACCAGGAUGCCGCUAUUGAGCUUGGCCAGGAACUGGUGUCAAGAAACAUCGAUCUGGUUUAUGGAGGUGGCAGCAUAGGCCUAAUGGGCUUGGUUUCACAGGCUGUUCAUGAUGGUGGCCGCCAUGUCAUUGGGGUUAUUCCCAAGACGCUCAUGCCUCGAGAGUUAACUGGUGUAACAGUGGGGGAAGUGAAGGCAGUGGCAGGUAUGCACCAAAGAAAAGCAGAGAUGGCCAAGCACUCAGAUGCUUUUAUUGCCUUACCAGGUGGAUAUGGGACUCUUGAAGAGCUACUUGAAGUGAUAACAUGGGCCCAACUUGGCAUACAUGAUAAACCGGUGGGGUUGCUCAAUGUGGAUGGAUUCUAUAAUUCUCUGCUGUCAUUUGUUGACAAGGCUGUGGAAGAAGGUUUCAUAAAUCCGACUGCGCGGCAUAUCAUUGUGUCCGCACCAACAGCAAGGGAGUUGGUGAAGAAGCUAGAGGAGUACGUUCCUCGCCAUGAAAUAGUUGCUUCGAAGUUGAGCUGGGAGGUGGAGCAGCUCAGUUACCCUGAAACCUAUGACAUUUCAAGGUGAAAACAAAAUGGAUCUACUUCAUGAAGAAGUGUACUAGAUGGAUAUGCGGCAGUGGAAAGAACUAACUUCAAAAAGAUUGAUAAUUUCGUUAAUGAAGGGAUUCUUUUUUGUAAAUUACUGGUGCAAAUGACCUGAACAUGUCAAGUUUCACUAUUCCCUUCAAUUGGAAGUUUGGUUUUCCUUUUUCGAGUUGUAAAGUACUUAGAUGAAAAUGAAAUUUCCCUUUCGACUGUAGCUUAUCCAGCA